Molecule: messenger RNA, 2175 nt
Organism: Microplitis mediator
Lineage: Eukaryota; Metazoa; Arthropoda; Insecta; Hymenoptera; Braconidae
Product: ETS-related transcription factor Elf-5-like
Exons: 7
Coding region: 224-1072 (282 amino acids)
Biological process (GO): cell differentiation; regulation of transcription by RNA polymerase II
Cellular component (GO): nucleus
Molecular function (GO): sequence-specific DNA binding; DNA-binding transcription factor activity, RNA polymerase II-specific
Source: RefSeq, a predicted model, not a curated record
CAAUACAAAGAUCUAUCUUUGAUUGAGUCGUAUAUCGAAUGCACUUUUUUUUAUCUUUUCCUUCAUUUUGCAAUACAACUUUUGUGCACUUUAUACGACUUUUAGCAGUGCAAUGUUUCGUGUCCUCACUUAGUUUUAUACAAUUUUUUUUUACAUUUAAAAAUUUCGUACGCAUUUGAGUGAUUUAAUAUUUAAAAUUGAAAAGAAAUAAUAUUUAUCAACAAUGAAUACUACCAUGUUCAUACAUGAUGAAGAUCACAGUCUCUUAGACAUGGACGAAAUCAACAAGAAAGACUGUCACUAUCAUCGGAAGAAUGUAAUGACUGAGAAGAAAUUUAUCCUUGAUGACUAUUGUGACGAUGCCGAUAAUAAUGGCUGGUUAAGUAAAUUAAUAGAGGAGUGGACUCAAGAAGACACAAUUGAUUGGCUGAUGUAUGCUGCAUUGUAUUUAGGACAAAGUUAUUCUUCUAUACAACACAGUCUUGCUAUUGCUGGCCGAGAUCUUCUAUUACUGAGUAAACGUGAUUUUAAAAUGCAUGACUUCAAUUAUGGAGACAAACUUUAUGAUCUACUGCAUUCCCAAAAAAAUUACGACAACUUGACGCGUUUUAUGUCCAAUAAUCGAGGCUCCGGCGCAAGUAAUGACACCAACAAAACACUUAGUUCAGUAAAUUUAUCAGACGCAGAGUCAGACAGUAGUAUUGAUGUCACAAGACCUAAAAGUUAUUCUCCAAGAUACAAAAUUUACAAAACGAAAAAAAACCAACCAACGCAAGGUAAACUAUGGGAAUUCAUAAGAGAUUUAUUAAGGAAUCGUGAAACGUGUCCAAGUUUAAUAUGUUGGGAAGAUUAUUCCCAAGCGAAAUUUCGUUUUGUUAGAAGUGAUGAAGUCGCUAAACGUUGGGGUUCACGUAAAGGGAAUACUAAAAUGACUUACGAAAAACUAAGUCGGGCUAUGAGAUACUAUUACAAGAGUAAAAUAUUUCAACCUGUGUUAGGACGUCGACUUGUUUAUCAAUUUGGUCCUAAUGCCAAAGGUUGGCAAACAGACAAUCCUAAUUUCCGUCGUUAAAAAAUGAACCCAAGAAAUAACAAUUAACACUAUUGAUAAACUAAUUUUUAUAUUACUUAAUUGUUUAUUUAAAUUACACUUCAUGUACUUAUUACAUUUAAACAAAGCCUAUUUUGGUGUUACUUAAAUGCAAGAAUUUAAUAAUUCAAAAUCGAGCUCAAUUAUUUAACACUUAGUAUACAGGAAACAAGAUCUUUAAGAUAUAAAUGCAAAUAAAUUUUAUUACUAGGUCGUACUUCAAUUACGUAAGAGGACGUUUUUCAUGUCUGUACUUAAUUUACUGAAAUAAUUACAAAACUUGAUAAUUAAGAAAAAUUUUUAAUUAAAAUUAGCGUAGCAUAAUUCGCCUAUAAUUAAAUGUAAUUGAUUUUACAAUUACACGGAAAAAAUAUAGCGCUCAGAAGUAUAUUGUAUAGUCACAGAAACAAUACGCAUAACCUAUACACUAGAUUGUUACUGUAACGAUUUACUAUAUCGCUAUGACAACAAUACGCCAGAUGGCUCUGAGAGCAACACGGUAUCGUUAUGAGAACUAUACGUAUUGCUGUGAGACCUUUCUGUAGUCCUGCAUGUUGCAAAUUAUAUGACAUAUUUUAUAAUGUUUAUCAUUAAUAAAUAAAUAAUUUUUAUAAAACAAAAAUAAUUUAUAAAACUUAUUUACUAGUUAUAGUCUACAUAAAGGUUAUAUAUAAAAUUCAAUAUAUCUUUUAAUUUUGGAGGUUAUUAUACAUGUAUAUAUAAUUUAUCUCUAAAUUUGACUAGUUUUUUUUUAAAUUGAUUUUUUUAAUUAAACGUCUAGCAGCAAUUAAACUUAUCGCACUUGGCGCGAAAAUAAAUGUGAGGUUAGACACCGCCAUGUGACCUGGCAACUAUAAAAAGUCGUGUAGGUCUCGCAGCUAUACGAUAGAUAGUUACAGUAACAAUACGGUAUCGUUACCAUAAGUAUACGUAUUAUUGUGGUUACGAUCUACGAGUCGCUAUACUUUAGAUAGUUCAAGAAACAAUAUUUUUUUCCGUGUAAAAGGGGGGAUAUUUAAUACGAUCUGUUACAUAAAAAGAGUAGGGAUCAGUGAUCCUAAAUGCGUUACGUAAUUUAAGUAAAA